AUGCAUUCAUUCCUUCGUUCAUUCGCUGCCCUGGUGGCGGCUGGUUCUGACCCCGACACCGGGAUCGUCUUCGACACCUGGACUGUCGAGGCGAGCUCGUCGUCGGCCGGGUUCACCUUCGGUGUCUCCCUCCCUGAGGAUGCGCUUGAUACGGAUGCUACAGAGUUCAUCGGAUACCUGUCCUGCAGCUCAUCUAGCACGAGCGAGUUCACCGGCUGGUGCGGUCUCUCUAUGGGCUCCUCGAUGAACAGUAACCUGUUGCUCGUCGCCUACGCGCAGGACGACACCGUCUUGACCUCCUUCCGCUUCUCCUCCGGUUACGCUAUGCCCUCAGUCUACAGCGGCAACGCGACCCUCACUCAGAUCUCGUCGACCGUCACUGCCGACAAGUUCGAGGUCCUCUUCCGUUGCGAAGAGUGUCUCCGCUGGGACCACGAGGGCGUCUCCGGUAGCGCCACGACAAGUGCUGGGCAGCUGAUCCUCGCCUGGGCGCAGGCCGAGGAGUCUCCCACGAACGCGGACUGCCCGGAUGACCUGAGUCUGGUCCAGCACGAGGCGCAGGGGAUCUGGGUAGGAAAGCUGAGCGGCGACGCUGCAACCUCCAACUACGAGACAUGGGCUGCGCUCGCGACCAACGUCGUCGACGGGACUUGCGGUACUGAUGGUGGCGGCGGUGGUGAUAAUGGGAACGGGACGACCCCAGGCGUGCCUGUCCCUACAAACGUCACGUACGACUACAUCAUCGUGGGCUCUGGUCCUGCUGGAAUGGUCCUUGCCGACCGACUCAGCGAAGCGGGUGCAAAGACCCUGCUUAUCGAAAAGGGCCCACCCUCUAUCGGACUCUGGAACGGCACCAUGAAGCCAGACUGGCUUAACGGCACUGAUCUGACCCGUUUCGACGUGCCCGGUCUGUGCAACGAGAUCUGGAAGAACAGCGAUGGCAUUGCCUGCCCCGAUAAUGACCAGAUGGCCGGAUGCCUCGUUGGCGGCGGCACGGCAGUUAACUCAGGUCUCUGGUGGAAGCCUUACAGCAAGGACUUUGACGAAUCGUUCCCGGAGACUUGGAAGUACGACGACGUCAGAGAUGCUGUGACGAGGGUCUUCACGCGUAUCCCAGGCACCACGACCCCAUCUACCGACAACAGACUCUACCUCGCCGAGGGCCCCAGCGUGAUCAUGAACGGUCUUCUUGCCUCUGGCUGGAAGGGAACGACAUUCAACGAUGAGCCGGAAGAAAAGUACAAGAGCGUCGGAUACAGCCCGUACAUGUUCAGCCAUGGACAGCGCAACGGGCCCAUGGCCACGUACUUGCUUGAUGCGUACCAGCGCCCUAACUUUGACCUGUGGGUGAACACCGUCGUGAGGCGCGUUGUGCGUGAUGGAGCUACUGUAACCGGCGUGGAGGUCGAGCCGUUCAACGAUGGCGGAUACGAGGGCAGCUUGCAGCUGAAUGAGGGAGGAAGAGUCAUUCUCAGUGCUGGCGCUUUUGGAACCCCCAAGAUUCUUUUCAGGAGCGGAAUUGGCCCUGAAGACCAGCUCGCCAUCGUCAAUGGCUCUGCCUCUGAUGGAGAGACCAUGAUUUCUGAAGACCAGUGGAUCAACCUUCCUGUUGGCGAGAACUUGAUGGAUCACCCUAACACAGAAAUCGUCGUCCAGCACCCUGAUGUCGUUUUCUACGACUACUAUGCCGCCUACGAUGACCCUAUCGAGGCUGACGCACAGAGCUACCUUGUCAACCGCACUGGUCCCCUCGCCCAAUCCGCCCCCAACGUCAACCCUGUCUUCUUCGACCAAGUCACCGGAAGCGACAACGUAACCCGACAACUGCAGUACCAGGCCCGCGUCGAGGGAAGCCAUAAUGUCGCUGACGGCCAUACGAUCUCCAUCUCCCAAUACGUUGGACGAGGCCAGACCUCCCGCGGCAAACUGACCAUCACCUCCGCCCUCAACACGGUCGUUAGCACCCUUCCCUGGCUGCAAGAUGACAACGACACAGACGCCGUGAUCGCGGGUCUGGAGCGACUCCGUGAUUCGCUGAGCACCAUUCAGGGCCUGACAUGGGCGUACCCCAAGGCGAAUGUCUCCAUGGCCGAGCACGUGAACUCGAUGGCUAAGACCGGCAGGGGCAGCAACCACUGGAUGGGAUCUUGCAAAAUGGGUCCCGAUGACGGACGUGACGGAGGUUCCAGUGUUGUCGACCUUAAUACGAAGGUGUACGGUAUGGAUAACCUGUUUGUGGUCGAUGCUAGUAUCUUCCCUGGUAUGAUCAGCACGAAUCCCUCGGCUUAUAUCACCGUCGUUGCGGAGCGAGCCGCGGAGAGGAUCCUUGCAUUGCAAGGGUAG
Messenger RNA from Aspergillus nidulans FGSC A4, 2343 nucleotides. RefSeq names its product cellobiose dehydrogenase cdh-1. The transcript has 6 exons. The coding region runs from base 1 to 2343 and encodes 780 amino acids. NCBI's taxonomy places the organism in Eukaryota, Fungi, Ascomycota, Eurotiomycetes, Eurotiales, Aspergillaceae. Gene Ontology annotation, molecular function: oxidoreductase activity, acting on CH-OH group of donors; flavin adenine dinucleotide binding. The record is from RefSeq and is a predicted model, not a curated record.